Molecule: messenger RNA, 1512 nt
Organism: Rotaria sp. Silwood1
Lineage: Eukaryota; Metazoa; Rotifera; Eurotatoria; Philodinida; Philodinidae
Source: the annotation of a GenBank genome assembly
AUGAUUGCACGUCUUAUUGGUUUUGCGGCAUUAACUAUUAUAACGGUUCUUGGUAAUAUAAUUAUUGUUAUUGCUAUAUGCGUUGAACCACGGUUAAAAAGUGUUAGCAAUUAUUUAAUAAUUAAUUUAGCUGUAGCUGAUUUUUUUGUUGGUACAACUGUUAUACCAUUCAUAUCGCUUUGGGAAAUACAUGAUGAAUGGCGUUUUGGUGUACGUUUAUGCAAUAUAUGGUUAUGUUGUACAUUAUUAUUUUGUACUGUUUCUUUUUUAACAAUGUCUGCUAUAGCAUUGGAUCGUUAUUUAUAUUUAAUUGAAUCUAAAAUGGAUCGAAAACGACGUACAGUACGACGCGCUUUUUCAUUGAUUAUUUUAACAUGGUUAAUACCAGCAAUGGUUUGGAUACCAGGUGUUCUUGCACACAGUUAUAUAGCUGGAUAUUCACCGAUUGUUCCACCUGAAAAUGGUUGUUAUUUACAAGCACGUGCUAUUUAUGUUUUAAUAGCAACAAUAUUACUAUUUUUCUUACCAAUGAUUGGUAUGAUUGUAUUAUAUAUAAAAAUUUUCCGUGUGUUACAUGGUCAAAUGAGUAAAUUAUUAGUUUGGUUAACUGAAGUUAAACUUAAUAAUGGACGACGUACAUCACAAACAAUUGUAUUUGAUCCAUUAACUGGUACAGGAAAUGAAACAGGUGGAGGACGUGGACCUGUAUCAACAGCAAGUAGUACAUCAAAUUUCCAUCAACAAACAGCACGUUGUUCAACAAUUGGAAGUAUAAAUAAUAUAAAUUAUAUUCAUCAUCAUCAUCCACGCAUAACAAAUAAUUAUACAACUAUUCGUUCAAUAAAAAAUCUUUCAACAAUGGAAACAAAUAAGUAUCGUUUACCACAACAACAACAACAACAUGAUAUAUUACAAAUGAAUUCUAAUACACCUUCAAGCACAAAAAAUAAAUUUCGUCGUGCUGUUCAUGCUAUUGUAUGGCUUGGACGUACACGUGAUUCAGCUGGUAUAAAUAAAGGUUCAUUUAAAGAAUAUCGUGAAAAUUCUCAAGCACGUACACAUAAAAAAUGUUUUUAUACAUCAACUUGGUCAUCAUCACCAGGUGCCAAUAAUAAUCCAUUUCAUCGUGCACGUAAUUCAACAUAUAGACGUGCUAUAUCAACAACGGAUUCAUUAUUACAACGACAAAUAAGUGUUGCACGACGACAACAACAACAAAAAAUGCGUCUAGCUAAACAACGUCGUGUAGCGCGUACACUUGGGGUACUUAUAUUUGUUUUUCUUGUAUCAUGGUUACCAUUUACUAUUCUAUGGCCUGUACAAAGAUUUUUCGGUAUUAAAUAUGUAUCAAAUAGUUUAUUAAGAAAAACUUUGUGGUUAACAUAUGCUAAUACAUUUAUUAAUCCAUUUCUUUAUUUUUUUUCAAAUAAUGAUUUUCGUUAUGCUUUAAGACGAAUGUUAAAAUGUUGUUUUCGACAAAAUGGUAGUAGUGGAAAUAUACAAAUAAGAUAA